Sporothrix schenckii 1099-18 is the source of this 426-nucleotide messenger RNA. RefSeq lists its product as uncharacterized. The record is from RefSeq and is a predicted model, not a curated record. The transcript has 2 exons. NCBI's taxonomy places the organism in Eukaryota, Fungi, Ascomycota, Sordariomycetes, Ophiostomatales, Ophiostomataceae. Bases 1 to 426 code for a protein of 141 amino acids.
AUGGAAGAAGACGUCGAGAGGAUUGUGGACUUCCGAGUGGCUGUCGUCGAUAUCGUCGUCGGUAAAACAUCUGUUGCUUUCAGAUGGUACGUCUGUCGGCAGGCUCGCCAGGUAAAUGCUGUCGCAUCACAUCAGUUCGACGGACGAGGCGACAACAGCGCAGGCAAAGGUCUGUUGGCUGCCGCAGACGAGUACAGCGUACUACUCGUCGAGAACGUCGAGAACUUUGCGUUCCGCAGCUCGACCGACUCGGGCGGUUCCGAGCCUACAAAGCUAAAUAGAGUCGAUGCUGUGCUCUUCAUUCCUGUCGUGUCGGCUUGUCGUCUGUUUAUUUCGUUUAUGUGCUUGUGGCUUGUUGUGGCUGAGAUCAUCGCUGAAAAGCAGAAGACGUCACUGUUAUGCACUGUAAGACAUACGGAGCAGUAA